AUGUACGGUACCUACGUCCAAUAUUUAAUUUUAUAACCUCAAUCUCAACAUAUUUUAAUGCCGAUUUUUUUACAAUUUUUACUAAAAUUUCCUAUAUUGCAAGAGAAAAUAACCCUUAUAGUUAAAAUGUCGUCGGAGGAAAUUUUAGAAAAGUUCAAAUCAAUAGGUCUGAAUGAACAAAAAGCAAAGGAGACCUUAAGAAAUUCAAAUGUUACUAAAUUUCUGUUGGAUUCUAUAAAUGCAGUAGACAUCAACAAUAUACCAAACGGUGCUAGAUUACUAUUGUACCAUCUGGCCACUAAAAUCAAACCACAAAUAUCCAAUAAGAUUCCAUUUGUUGCCAAAUAUAUUGCUGAUGGCAAGCUUGAUUCGACAUUGAGAGUAGAUGCGGCUUUGGAAUAUCUUCUCAGCCAUGUUAGUGAGCAAAAUGUAGAUGCUGGUGAAUUUGAGAAGUCAUGUGGAGUGGGGGUUGUUGUGACCCCAGAGCAGGUGGAGCAGGCAGUAGAAAAACACAUGGCUAAAUAUAAACAGGAAUUGAUUGAAAAAAGAUAUCGCUUCAAUUCUGGUAUUAUAAUGCAAGCUGUGAGAGCAGAUUUAAAAUGGGCAGACGGAAAAGCUAUCAAAAAUGAAGUUGAUGUUCAGAUUUUGGAUUUACUAGGACCCAAAACUGAGGCAGAUCUUGCACCAGUUCCUAAGACAGACAAAAAGGCUAAAACUAAUGAUGGAGCUAAAAAACCUAAAAAAGAGGAGACACAAAAAAGUACAGAAAAUGAAGCGACAGAAGUCUCAGGGGAGCAUUCUCUGCCAGAAAUUCUGAAGAAAUUGCCUUUCCACGCACCUGGAGAGAAUUACAAAAGUGAUGGAUAUGUUGUUACUCCCAAUACGAAAAAGCUGUUAGAGGAACAUCUUAAAAUUACUUCAGGAAAAGUAAGAACAAGGUUUCCCCCUGAACCCAACGGCAUUCUCCACAUCGGACAUGCAAAAGCAAUAAACAUCAAUUUUGGUUAUGCUGCAGCUCAUGACGGCAUUUGCUUUUUGAGAUACGAUGACACUAAUCCUGAAAAGGAAGAAGAAAAGUUCUUUAUUGGUAUCAAAGAUAUGGUUGAAUGGCUCGGAUACAAACCUUACAAAAUUACUCAUUCAUCGGAUUACUUUGACCAGUUGUAUGAAUGGGCAGUCAAAUUAAUUAAAAAGGACUUGGCGUAUGUCUGCCAUCAGAAGUCAGAAGAAAUAAAAGGUUUUAAUCCUCCCCCCUCACCGUGGAGGAAUAGGCCUAUUGAAGAGAGUUUGCAAUUAUUUGAGGAUAUGAAAAAUGGAAAAAUUGAUGAAGGGGAAGCGACUCUUCGAAUGAAGAUAACUUUAGAGGAAGGUAAACAAGACCCUGUGGCGUACAGGAUAAAGUUCAAACCGCAUCACCGCACCGGCAACAAAUGGUGUAUAUACCCCACAUACGACUAUACCCACUGCCUCUGCGACAGUAUCGAGCAUAUCACUCACUCGUUGUGCACAAAGGAGUUCCAAUCGAGAAGAUCUUCGUACUACUGGUUGUGCAAUGCACUGGAUAUUUACUGUCCUGUACAGUGGGAAUAUGGGAGACUGAAUCUAAAUUACACUGUUGUGUCCAAGAGGAAGAUAGCUAAACUUAUUGAUGAAGGCAUUGUAAACGACUGGGAUGACCCGCGUCUGUUCACGUUGUCGGCGCUGCGUCGUCGCGGCGUGCCGGCAGCGGCGGUGAACGCGUUCUGCGGCGCGCUGGGCGUGACCGGCGCGCUCGCCACCGCCCACCCCGCCGCGCUCGACGCCGCCACACGCGACGUGCUCAACACCACCGCGCCCAGAACGAUGGUGGUUCUGGAGCCGCUAAAGGUGACCAUCACAAACUUCCCGAGCGCCGAACCCAUCACCGUCCAAGUACCGGACUUCCCUACUGAGCCCGAAAGGGGCUCCCAUACCGUAGUCCUCGACAGGGUUCUGUACAUCGAGGCGACUGACUUCGCCGAGACCCCCGAAAAGGGCUACCGAAGGCUGACCCCCAAUCAGACGGUUGGCUUGCGACAUGCUGGCUACGUCUUAAAGGUGAGCAACGUAGUGAAGGACGCGUCCGGCAAAGUGUCGGAGUUGCAGUGUACAGCGCAGUCCACCGACUCCGCGGAGAAACCGAAGGCCUUCAUACACUGGGUCUCCCGCCCCAUUGCCGUCGAAGUGCGCCUAUAUGAACCACUAUUUCAACACAAGAACCCCGAGGACCCGAGCGAGGUGCCGGGCGGGUUCCUGUCCGACUGCCGCGAGGGCACGCUGCGCGUCGUGCCUGCGUACGCGCACGCCAGCCUUGCGGGCGCGCGCGUAUACGACAAGUUCCAAUUUGAGAGGAUCGGAUUCUUCUCUGUGGAUCCCGAUACGACGCCACAACGGAUCGUAUUCAACAGGACCGUGUCACUCAAGGAGGAUUCGGGCAAAUAAUAUCACAAUAUAACGAAUAUGUAAUGUGAAUAUUGUAAGUAAACAAAUUGUAUUCUUUGUAAUUUUUUACACAAUUAAAAGUAACUUAUUUGUUUCA
This is a messenger RNA of Aricia agestis (brown argus), 2557 nucleotides long. RefSeq names its product probable glutamine--tRNA ligase (gene GlnRS). The record is from RefSeq and is a predicted model, not a curated record. The transcript has 12 exons. Lineage: Eukaryota; Metazoa; Arthropoda; Insecta; Lepidoptera; Lycaenidae. Gene Ontology annotation, molecular function: glutamine-tRNA ligase activity; ATP binding. Gene Ontology annotation, biological process: glutaminyl-tRNA aminoacylation; translation. Bases 58 to 2460 code for a protein of 800 amino acids. Gene Ontology annotation, cellular component: cytosol; aminoacyl-tRNA synthetase multienzyme complex; cytoplasm.